This is a messenger RNA of Dendrobium catenatum, 1311 nucleotides long. Its product is annotated as protein PHYTOCHROME KINASE SUBSTRATE 1-like. The coding region runs from base 85 to 1179 and encodes 364 amino acids. The transcript has a single exon. NCBI's taxonomy places the organism in Eukaryota, Viridiplantae, Streptophyta, Magnoliopsida, Asparagales, Orchidaceae. Gene Ontology annotation, biological process: phototropism. The record is from RefSeq and is a predicted model, not a curated record.
GCUUCCUCUUGUCCAAUUUCUCCUAUCUUUCUAUUCCUCCGCAUUAUAAUCCAAAGGAAUAGAACUCGUUCUCUCAAUUCCAACAUGCCCUCUGCAACUUUAGCCUCCCCUUACAAUAUCCCCCAAGAACUGCCCUUCACCUAUGAAAACUCCCUCUGCAACAACCCCCGCGACGAUUCCUUCGCUUCCUACCUCGCUGUCGUCCGAGACAACUUAACGCCGGAUUUCCCCAUUACUCCCACCCGACUCCGGCCGACACCGCUACAUAUCAACCUCACCCGAAAAAGAUCCGAUGAAGAUACCGAAAUCGAUAUCUUCGACGCCGAAAAAUACUUCAAUGGCUCACCAAACACCGACCCCGCCACACCCGUUGAGAAAACCACAAAUUUACCGUCGCCUUCCGUCACGCUCACUAAGUCGCAUUCACUGACGUGGACAGUCGCCGGAAGCAGCUCCGGCUGCUCAUCCCAAACCACCGUUAAUAGCCGCAAUGUCCUGCUUCGCGACCGCCGCCGGCGUGCGGUAUUUGGAUGUGGCGGCGGCAGAGUUUUUCAUCUCGGAGGGUUGGGAUUCUGGUGCUCUUCCUGUUCCCGAAAGCAUGCGGUUAACGUUAAUAAAGUGAAUGAAUCAGGAAGUAUGAGUAGUGGUGAUAACUUCGUCGAACAGAAACAGACCAUCAGCCGGAGUCCGGUGAGCUGGAGGAUAGAAACGUCGAGUCCGGCGACUUGGCCGACAUCACAGCGGAGGCGGCAACCGACGCUGCCACCGCCGCCGCAGAAGUUCCUUGAUAAGGACGAAGAUGAUCGGAGCGACUCGAGCUCGGACCUGUUCGAGAUUGAGAGCGUGGCGAUGAGUCGUACGGGGUAUGAGCCGAGUGAGGCCAGCAUAGCGUGGAGUGUGGUGACGGCGAGCGCCGCCAACGUGUCGGUGGCGUCGGAUCGGAGCGUGGAGAUCGGGAAGGGGAGAAGAAAAAGUGCCGGGCUUUCGCUCGCAGGAUGCGCAAGUCAUAAGGCGGUGGAGGUGAGCAACACGGCGGCGGCGGAGGUGGAGAGUUCGAUAUCGCCGGUGGUGGCUAGGUACCAUGUUGACUUGGAGGCGGGUGGUGGGUCGGGCCGGAUUGUGACGGGUCGUGCCAGCGGGACGUCGUGGCACGGUGGGUCGGGCCGGAUAGUACCAUGAUCUUACACAAAGCUGCUAUUCCGAUUUGCGAGGAUAAAAAUUUCUUUAUCGUGAAUUUUGACGCAUGAUCCGUUAUUUUAUGUGAUAAUGAAUUCUUUAAGGAAUUUUUACCUCUAUGGUGUGAAGAAGUUU